UACCAUUUCGUCAUCGACUGUGAUAUUGUGCGUGAGAGAAUCCAUGUAGCCAACGUUACGCGAUGAAAUGUUAAUUAUAGUUACGGCAAAAUGGAGCCGUCCCUAGCCAUAGUGUACGAUCAUAGAAAACUCCCAAAAAUGUCAAGUGUAUAAAAGUUGUUGGAUUUUAUCAAAACUUUCUGUCUUUUUGUACGAACGUCCAAUGUUGGGCAUAUUCAUUUGUACGUUAGUUCAGAAAUUUAGUGCUACUGGUGUAAACAAUACUCACUUUCAAAUACAACGAAUUCUGUGUCAAUAAAAAUGGCAGCAAUCAUUCAGAUUGUUCGCUUUCAGUAAAAGUUUACAUUUAUAACGCUAAGUCACAUUUCAGAGAUGUGGCAAGCGUUAGAUUCAGUUAAUUCCACCGUUAAUUCUGGGUCUCAACAAGUUGAUCAAUUUGGUACAACAGAGCUUACACCAGAACAGCAGAAAAUUCUUAUUGACAUUCGUCGGAAGAAGACUGAACUUUUACUAGAAAUUCAGCAAUUAAAGGAUGAGCUCGGAGAAGUUGUGGCAGAAAUGGAAGCAAUGGAAGGAGGAGGGUUCUCGAUGGAGGAAUCUAAUAAACCAUCGAACAAAGCAAAGCAAAUGUCGAUUGGGCGUAAAAAAUUUAACAUGGAUCCAAAAAAAGGCAUUGAGUACCUGAUCGAGCAUAAUUUAUUAUCGCCUACACCAGAAGAUGUUUCUCAGUUUCUAUAUAAAGGCGAAGGUCUUAAUAAAACUGCUAUUGGCGAUUAUCUAGGCGAGAGACACGAUUUUAAUGAACGCGUAUUACGAGCAUUUGUUGAACUCCAUGACUUUACAGAUUUAAUUCUUGUUCAAGCUCUUCGUCAGUUUCUUUGGUCAUUUCGAUUGCCAGGGGAAGCUCAAAAAAUUGAUAGAAUGAUGGAAUGUUUUGCACAGAGAUAUUGUCAACUUAAUCCUAAUAUUUUUACAAAUACUGAUACAUGUUAUGUUUUGAGUUUUGCCAUAAUUAUGUUAAAUACUUCAUUACAUAACCCAAGUGUUAAAGAUAAGCCGAGUAUUGAACAAUUUAUUACUAUGAACCGAGGUAUAAACAAUGGGGGAGACUUACCUCGGGAAUUACUUGUUAGUCUUUAUGAGAGUAUAAAAACAGAGCCUUUUAAAAUACCUGAAGACGAUGGGAAUGAUUUAAUGCAUACAUUUUUCAAUCCUGAUAAAGAAGGUUGGCUUUGGAAACAAGGCGGCCGCUAUAAAAGUUGGAAAAGAAGGUGGUUUAUUUUAAAUGAUAAUUGCUUGUAUUAUUUUGAAUAUACUACGGAUAAAGAACCACGAGGAAUAAUUCCUUUAGAAAAUAUUCAAGUUAGAGAAGUUCAAGAUAGACAUAAACCACAUUGCUUCGAAUUGUAUGCAGCAGGUUCUGAAUUCAUUAAAGCUUGCAAAACAGAUAGUGAAGGAAAAGUUGUGGAAGGAAAACAUACUGUAUAUAGAAUGUCUGCUGCAACAGAUGAAGAAAAAGAUGAAUGGAUAAAAUGUCUUAAACAAAGUAUAUCACAUAAUCCGUUUUACGAUAUGCUGGCUGCACGAAAAAAAAAGGCUCAAAAAACCAAUCUUCAUACGAAGAAUUAGAAAAAUAUAUAGAAUUAUAGGAAUAAUUGUUAUUAACGUAAAAAAAUCAAAGUACAAUCCUCUUAGUCAUGCGAUUUCGUCUAAAAAUGUCGAAUGAAAUGGCAUUAAGAUAAGAAUGAGAGGUUAUUAUUGUCAUUAGUCAUUUCAUUAUUUUAAUUCUUUUAUUUUUAGUUAAAAAUUGUAAAAUGAAUGGCAUUCAAAUAGUAAAUUUCAUGCCUAGGAAGGAAAAGUAGACCAACUCAAACCAUGAAUAAGACUGCGACCUGAGCCGAAAGCGAGGGUAGUAAAAACGUGAUUAGAGAUGAUCUAAUUAUUCUAUCUAGGGUUGAAUGUUUUUUCACCAUAUAUGUGCUGAAAGUUUCACAAAUCUUAUAUAUAACAGUAAACUUUUGGCGGGGAUAUGGUUACAAUAAUUUAACACUUCUUCCUAUGUAAACAUUGAAAUUAAAACGCAUGUUUUGUAAGUUGAUACGUUGCUUUAUGUGUAUAAAAGAUAUUUAUUUUA
Messenger RNA from Chelonus insularis, 2134 nucleotides. RefSeq names its product cytohesin steppke (gene step). The transcript is spliced from 6 exons. The record is from RefSeq and is a predicted model, not a curated record. Gene Ontology annotation, biological process: regulation of ARF protein signal transduction. Gene Ontology annotation, molecular function: guanyl-nucleotide exchange factor activity. NCBI's taxonomy places the organism in Eukaryota, Metazoa, Arthropoda, Insecta, Hymenoptera, Braconidae. The coding region runs from base 373 to 1629 and encodes 418 amino acids.